AGAGUAUACCCGGAGAAUGGGCUGAGGGAACGACGAGGAGGGAGGAGGAACCGAAAGAGAAAAAAAAAAGUUCAACUAAAAAUGGCUUCCUUGUCUUUGGAGUCUCCAGAACAAACGGAGAAUGGAAGCGCCGAGGAAUCUGGACAAUCAGAAGCCCGAGUCAAAGAGGAAAAGGACUCGGAGGAAGUUUCUGAGCGGCUGUUUGAGACCUUCCCAAAGUCCGCGCUCGGCUUUUCCAGUGAGCAGGUCGCCUGCGUAUGCGAGGCUCUCCUGCAGGCGGGCAACGUGGAUCGCCUGUGGAGCUUCCUGGCUACCAUCCCUCCUUCGUCCGACGUGCUACGUGGCAACGAGACCCUGCUUAAGGCCCAGGCCCUGGUCGCCUUCCACCGCGAGGACUUUACAGAGUUGUACGCCAUCUUAGAGAGCCGCGACUUCCACCCGAGCAACCACGGGUUCCUGCAGGACCUCUACCUGAGAGCGCGCUACAAGGAGGCGGAGAGGUCGCGGGGUCGCAGCCUGGGCGCAGUGGACAAGUACCGGCUGCGCAAAAAGUUUCCCCUUCCGAAGACCAUCUGGGACGGAGAGGAGACAGUGUAUUGUUUCAAGGAAAAGUCGCGCAACGCCCUGAAAGAGUGUUACAAAGUUAACCGGUACCCAACUCCGGACGAGAAGAAAAAUCUGGCCAAACUUACCGGACUUUCUUUGACCCAAGUGAGCAACUGGUUCAAGAAUCGGCGACAGAGGGACCGAACUCCAUCCGGUACUAACAGCAAAAGUGAAUCUGAUGGAAACCACAGCACAGAGGAUGAGGCUAGUAAGGCUGAUCUGGAAGACAUUACUGACAAACCCACGACUCAAGAGGCUGGUGGCUCAACUGCUUCGCUUAUAUCCCUCUCUAGUGCCCCCUGUAGUACUGGAGGUCAACUCAUUCUCAAUAACACAGGGGGAUUCCUUACAAGUCCUCAUCCCCUGUUACUCAACGGGAGCCCAUUACUAUCAGGGACUGGAACCGGUGUCAUUAUUAAUGGAUUGACUCUGAGUGAUGGUCAUGCAGUUACCCUGAGUCCUGUGACUACCAACACUCCACUUUUACUCAAUGGGGCUCAGGUUAUAUCUAAGGGUAGUGGGAACAAUGGUGUCCCAGAAAACUGCAUUAUCAAAAUGGAAACGCAGCCCAACCUUACUAGCACAGUCCCUGUCUCGUUGACCGAGGAAACGAAAGCAACCAACCAUAAUGUCUCUCCGCUGGACUUCAUCACUGUUCCAGAGGCUAUAAAGGCUGAAGAUAGUACCCAAAUGGUGUCUCCCUCCUCCAUAUCUACAUCCACAAUCUCCUCCACAGUGAUGACUCACACCUCCCUUACUUCAUUAGCAUUGACUCAAAAUGGCAUCCUUUCUUCUGCAGUCACUCCAUCUGGUGUAGUUAAUUCCAACCCAGUGAUGCAAUCCACUCAACAGCCUGAGCUUGUGGUAGUAGCAACAGCAGGUUCCCAAAUAAAUCCUACUUCUUCUGUUUCACAAAUAGCACCAUCUUCCACUGUCUCUAGCUCUCAGGUUCUUUCUUUGCCCCAGGUGGUACCAUCCAUCCAGGGCAUUCCAGUAUCUCAGUUAGUACAGCACCCAGCAGGGACUCCAGUGUCUUGCCCUCAGCUGGUUCCAGUGUCUCCCAUUACCACUCAACUGUCCCAAAGUUCCAUUCCUCAUUUUCAAAACCCCAAUCUGCAAAUUGGGCCCAGGCCUAUUCAAGCUCAAAAUGGAUCCUCUGCGCUUGGGGAGAACACUGUUGUAUCUGUUCCCCGGGUGCCUAAUGGCCAGGCUCCACUGACACUUCAGUUAACAGACCAGUCAAAUUUAGCCACCACCCCACAGAUACAGACGCUGGGUACACAAGGCAUUCCCAUCUCCUCACCAACUCAAGUAGUUCCUGUUUCACAGUCCAAGGACACAGGGCAGCCUCAGCUCGUACCUUUGCCUCAACUCAUGCCUGUAUCCCCCAUUGCUGGAGCAUCUACAGGGACCAUAUCCUUCCCUCAGGUGGUCCCAGCAGCACCCUCAUUCUCCAUCCCAUCUCCUGGAGGUGCUUUCCAAAUCUUAACAUCUGGCUCUGGAGGAGGAGUUGCUGUGCCUCAGGGGGCUAUUAGGAUAAGCCCCAUAGGACCUCCUCAGAGUGUGCCUACAGCUGGUGCAAUUCCUGGUGUCCAGCUUCUAAAUUCAGGAGUUAUUCAACUUCCCUCUGCUUCUCCAGGUAAUUUCCUCUUGGCAGGUGGCAGUCCCUACCUGAGUGUUCAGAAUGGCAAACUCAUCCUCACCAUCCCAGCUGGUUUCCAGUUUACCAGCAUGCCUGUCAAAUCCAUCCCAGAAAAUCCAGGCCCAAGCGCAAGCAGCAGCAGCAGUGGACUAGAACAAACCUCAACAGGAACAUCACUACAAAAUCAACCAGUCUCCCUAUCCUCUGUCCAAACCUCUAGUCCAUUUCAGUCAUCUCCUUUAAUUGGCUCAUCUGCGCUUUACUGUAGUCCUGAGACUGGAGCCCUGGCUAAUCCUACGCCAGGAGCCUCUCCAAACGCCUCAGACUCUCCGACUCCAACCCCUACUAGUGUUCUGCCAUCCCAACAGACCCUCAGCCCUGAGAGCAUGCUGUCAUUCAGUCCCCUCUGCAGUGGGGUAGCCAGUGGUCCUCAUCUCAUUCAGCCUGCUUGGAGUCCUGUGCCCCUGUCAUCUUCAUCUGGACUCACACUGUUUGAUGUACGUGGGAAAGGGGAUCUACCCGAGGACCCGGCUUUAUUGGGCUUACCAGGUGGGGAGUCCCUGCUAUUGGGUACCCCUCCUCCAAGCGAUGACAUACAUAGGGAAUCUCAUCUGGACGAUGUGGAGAUGGAUGGAGACUCAAAGAUUCUUACUCAACUGCAGUCAGUCCCUGUGGAUGAUGAUUUGGGUUUGUAACUGUACUUCUCUUGGGCUGCCUUUUAGAAGCCCUCAGACAAUCUUGAUGCUCCACAGUACUCUGAAUUUUGUAUGAGUCACUGUAUGGCAUUAGAGGUAGGAAUCAAGGUAAAUCAUACCUGAUUUGAUCUUUAUAGAUUCUUUAAAAAAAACAAAAACAGAACAACAGGUCAACCCACUUCUAGGCUUCUUGACUGUGUUGGAUCCAACUUCAUCUUCGUUUUGGGAUUCACAAGAAGCGGUCAUAGGCUGUGGAGGUUUUUCCCCCUCACAGAAAGACAUGGGGAUUAAUGUCAUGGAACAUUUACCUUUUGGGCAUUUACCCAACAGCUGGGCUAUUUCUUUUUACAAUAUAAAUCAUGCAUUGUAGCUUGAAUUUACUAUACAAGCGGUUUUUGUUUUAUUAAUUUAUGAAGCUCCAAAGUUAAUGUUUGUAAUAAAUCAAACAUUCUAGUCAAUCACUUUAAAUGUAGCGCAUUCAGAGGAGGCACUGCUGACUGGUUUAUCCGAAUGCUAGCUUUCAAGCUAGCUGUUAGCUUCCAACUCACACCAAGUUGGAUAGGUUGGAUCAAGUUGGAUCAGAUGUGGCACCUAUCUAGAAGACAGUUUCUGUGUAUUGUGAAUUUUAGCCACAUCUACAAAACUAAACUUGUUUAUUGGAAUUUAAGGCACAUUUUAAUGGGUACUUUAAGGGAAUAAUAAGUAAUUUUUUUUUUUUUUUUGGUCACAUACUGUCUCACUUCUGGGGCCUGUCUCAAAAAGUAGGAUUUAGUUUGUUUAGCUAGCUGUCUUUGAGGUUAUUUCGAUCUUAUCUCCAGACUAUUAUUUGCUUUUUACGCAAUUAAAUUGCUGUAGUGACUCAUAUUAUGUGUUAGUUAACUUUUGUGGAAAGUUCUGGAUUACAGAACUGGUAUAGUGCUUCAUCUGUGAGAAAAUCUUCAUUCAAAAAUCAAUUAUUCCUUAGACAAGGCUGCUAAACUUUGACUGUGGAAACAGAUUUAGCAUUGCUUUAAAACUUUUAGAGGCAUUUAGACAAGUCCCUUGGAUUUACCUGAUUAUUUUUAAAUAAGAUAUACAGUGGAAACUCUGCAUAGGAAUGCCCUCCCUAAAGAAUUUGCAAGACGUCGGGAUACGAAGCAUUUUCGGCGUAUGAACGAAACAAAAUGAAUGCCGGCUAAGUUUUGUGUACAUCCAGGAGCUGAAGCCAAGCAAAGCUAACCGAAGCGAGUUUAUGACUUUUACGAUUUACUUUUUCAGUCACUGAAAGCUGUUUCGAAAGAGUCAACCCAUGAUACCGACAUUUCCUUCGGCAUGCGUUCAAAAGCUUGGUGGCACGACUUCCUGUGAGAAGCCUUGAGGAAUGCUUGGCUUGGCUCAGUUCUUUGUAAGCAGCCAUACAGUUUACAUACGCUUCCUAUUGGUAAUAUUGGUCAUAUUUUUGGGUGACUGGAACGGAUUUACAUUAUUUCUUAUGGGAAAAUUUGUUUUGCAAUACACCUUAUGAACUCGCCUCCAGAACGAAUUAAAUCCGUAUACCGAGGUUCCACUGUACAUCUAAUUUCCUUUUGGAAUAACACAAAUUUCACUCGCAGCCUCUGCUCUCACUGUUCUAGUAUAUUUAUUUGCCAGCCUCAGCAAACAUACUGCUUUGCUAAGUUGAUUACAAGGUGGUCGUUUUACCAUUUACCCAAUAGGGCCAUAAAGGGGGACUCGUACAGAAGUGCACUGAGCAAACAGAACAGUAAUUUUCCUUAAUCACAGCUAUCAUUAAAGGAUCAUCAUAGUAAAAUCUAAUAUCGCACAAGAUUUUACAGGCAUCAUCCUGUGCAUUGUGAGAAGUAAUCUUAAAAGACGCCCUAGUGCAUAACAAGCUUUAAUGACGAACCCAGGACUUUUUUCAAAACCUCCUUUAUGAGCCAGACACCUGGAUAGGAGUGUGUGUUGACCUCGGAACAUGAAGUAGCCUAACCUAUACAUCUUACGAUCAUUUCAUUUUUCAUGACGAUUACAUUUUACAUGACGCUGUAAUAGACUAUGCUUAUCGCUUUCUAUAGGAUUGCUUUAAAAGUUUUUUUGAAAUUACGCCUGGAUUUUCCAGACAGAGAGCUUGAGUUCCCUUUGUGUAGGAUAUUGAGCUGAAGUUAUGAAUCUUUAACCUUGUUCUAUCCUUAAUUGGAGGAGAGGCAUGUUUUUAUACAGUAUACAACUGAUUAAAUACAUUAUAAGGUAUUUCAUCAGUCUUAGAUACUUUUAUCGUCCUUUCUCUCUCCUUUGCAUUGUAAUCAUCUGCAGUGUGUAUAUACAUUUUAUUCUCUCAUGUGCAUCCAAAGACUGAACUAAAGCAUUAUUAGAUUUCCUAUGUAAUGUUAGCCCAUGUUAUCUAAUCUUUUUCCACACAUGUACAUUUGUUGUUGUUUUUUUUUUACUAUUUAAAUUAUGCACCAUAACUGUACAAAGAGUCUAUUGCUAGACUCUAGACGCUUUUCAUAGUUAGUGUCUGAUU
Hemibagrus wyckioides is the source of this 5446-nucleotide messenger RNA. RefSeq names its product SIX homeobox 5 (gene six5). Gene Ontology annotation, biological process: regulation of transcription by RNA polymerase II. The transcript is spliced from 3 exons. Gene Ontology annotation, cellular component: nucleus; transcription regulator complex. The record is from RefSeq and is a predicted model, not a curated record. The coding region runs from base 82 to 2943 and encodes 953 amino acids. Gene Ontology annotation, molecular function: RNA polymerase II cis-regulatory region sequence-specific DNA binding; DNA-binding transcription factor activity, RNA polymerase II-specific. NCBI's taxonomy places the organism in Eukaryota, Metazoa, Chordata, Actinopteri, Siluriformes, Bagridae.